GCUUUUCCUCCGUUGAAGCUUCGUGUUUACUGAUUGCCUUGCAUUCAUCCUGCAGUCGCGACAGCCGCCGCCGCCUCCUCCACUCCUGCUCCUCCUGCUCCUCCUGCUCCUCCUGCUCCUGCUCGAUUCUCUCCUCCGCGUCUCGGUCCCGGCCCCCGUCUCCAAGCUCCCCAAUUAGACGGCCCAGGUCUCGCUCGGCUGUCGACCCGAAAAUAGGAUUUGAUGCCUUUGCCAACCCUCGGUUUCCUCAAAAAGAAACGGACGAAAGAGGGCACGACUAGCCACCCAACCAGCCCAGUCACCCCUAACUCGGCCUCGAGCUUCGACCACAACUCCAUCCAGAGCAGCAUCGCCCAGGCCUCGUCGCACUCGAGUGCGUCGCAGGCCACUUCCCAGUCAGCCACGACCGGCACCACCACCAUCGAUACCGCCCAUACGCCCAUUACCUUGCCGCACGAGACUCCCGUCAACAUGAAUUCCCUCCCGGUUCAACAGCAUUCCUAUCCCCCUCAGCACACGCCCUCUCCUGGAGCAGCGGAGCAGCAGAACCUCCCGUCCAUCUCCAACCUCAUACACCAACCGCAAUACGACCAGCCCGGCUCCUAUCAACAGUCGUCUAGAUACGUUCCAUCUGUAUCCCCAGCUAACGGCGGCCUGCCUGCGCCGCACACGCCCCAGCCCUCCAUGCCUCAAACACAGCAAGCAUCACUGCAGCCGCCGCAGCAGCAGCAACAACCCCAACAGCAGCAGCAGCAGCAGCAGCAGCAGCAACAGCAACUACAGCCUCAGCCCAGUCAGCCCAGGGCCACCAAGGGCAAGUAUUCGCUCGCCGACUUCGAGAUAUUGAGAACCCUCGGCACCGGUAGCUUCGGCAGAGUCCACCUGGUCCAGUCUCGGCAUAACUCGCGCUUCUAUGCCGUUAAGGUGCUGAAGAAGGCCCAAGUGGUCAAGAUGAAGCAGGUCGAACACACUAAUGACGAAAGAAGAAUGCUAGCGGAGGUCAAACACCCCUUCCUGAUCACGCUAUGGGGAACGUUUCAGGACGCCAAGAAUCUCUACAUGGUGAUGGAUUUCGUGGAGGGUGGCGAGCUCUUCUCGCUGCUGAGGAAGUCCGGACGCUUCCCUAAUCCCGUUGCCAAGUUCUACGCUGCAGAAGUCACCUUGGCUCUGGAGUACCUGCACUCGCGGGAUAUCAUUUACAGAGAUCUGAAGCCUGAGAACCUUCUUCUUGACCGCCACGGCCACCUGAAAAUAACGGAUUUCGGGUUCGCCAAGCGGGUUCCAGAUAAGACGUGGACACUAUGUGGUACUCCAGACUACUUGGCACCAGAGGUUGUCUCCAACAAGGGUUACAACAAGUCUGUAGAUUGGUGGUCCCUGGGUAUUUUGAUUUACGAAAUGCUUUGCGGUUACACACCCUUCUGGGACGGCAGCUCUCCCAUGAAGAUCUACGAAAACAUUCUCAAGGGCAAGGUCAGAUACCCUCAGUGGGUCAACCCCGACGCCCAGGACUUGUUGGAGCGGUUGAUCACGGCAGACCUGACCAAGCGCCUUGGAAACCUGUACGGCGGGCCGCAAGACGUCAAGAGACACCCUUGGUUUGCCGAGGUGACUUGGGACCGACUUGCGAGGAAAGACAUCGACGCGCCCUAUACUCCGCCGGUCAAGGCCGGAGCAGGAGACGCAAGCCAGUUCGACAGGUACCCUGAGGAGACUGAGCGGUAUGGACAAGGAGGGACAGAUGAGUUCGGCCACUUGUUCCCGGACUUCUAAGCAGCUUCGAAGAUACGAACCGCUGUGGAUUCGAAUGGUGUAUAAUCAGUCCUCAAUCAGCUGUAAUGCGACCGUGCGGAUCAAAUACGCAGAGGCCAGAGAAUCGGCAUGACUAACGGGAACAUGUUUUUUCCUCGACCGAACCAGCGGGCUUCGAACCCCGGCUGUUUUUUGUAUAAAUCUGAAAUUCGAACCCAGAAGUAUAGCAGCAGUGGAUACGUGUAGCAUGCGUUAUGAGACGAAGAAGGAAAUGGACUCCUUGCCUUGGGUAUGCAUAGUCAACUCAGGAUGAGUCAGUGGGGAAAUAGGGGUGGGGUUGCAAAAGGGGUGG
Messenger RNA from Neurospora tetraspora, 2104 nucleotides. RefSeq names its product cAMP dependent protein kinase A catalytic subunit. Bases 223 to 1773 code for a protein of 516 amino acids. The record is from RefSeq and is a predicted model, not a curated record. Gene Ontology annotation, molecular function: protein serine/threonine kinase activity; ATP binding. Gene Ontology annotation, biological process: protein phosphorylation. Lineage: Eukaryota; Fungi; Ascomycota; Sordariomycetes; Sordariales; Sordariaceae. Gene Ontology annotation, cellular component: nucleus. The transcript has 4 exons.